Branchiostoma floridae (Florida lancelet) is the source of this 727-nucleotide messenger RNA. RefSeq lists its product as uncharacterized. NCBI's taxonomy places the organism in Eukaryota, Metazoa, Chordata, Leptocardii, Amphioxiformes, Branchiostomatidae. Gene Ontology annotation, cellular component: extracellular region. The coding region runs from base 32 to 727 and encodes 231 amino acids. The transcript has 2 exons. The record is from RefSeq and is a predicted model, not a curated record.
UCAGAAGGCAGAGGUGGAUUCCAACACAAUCAUGACUUUUCGCUCCAAGCUCGAUAUCACAGAGAACAGACUGAAGGAGGCUCUUGAGACGAUCGCAGUUCUUGAAGAAAAGCUGCAGCAGGCUCAAGAAUACGCAGAGAAAGCCGCCAAGCAGGUGACAUCCCACGUGACGGAGUACAAGGGAGAGAAGCCACCUGGAGGCUGGCCACAGGAGUACAGGGGAGAGAAGCCGCCUGGAGGCUGGCCACAGCAGUACAUGGGAGAGAAGCCGCCUGGAGGCUGGCCACAGGAGUACAGGGGAGAGAAGCCGCCUGGAGACUUGUCUGCACAGGUCGAGAAGGCAGAUGCUGCUACACAGACACACCUAGCGGGUCCUGUUGGUACUGCAGUGAGACCUGGAGAUGUGGGUGACAAGCUUGGAGAAGAUCCGACUGUACAGGAAGAAGAAAAGAGAUCUUCAAGACAAGACUCUGGCAUUGGAAGAGAGGAUGCUCUGGGUUCAGAAGCACCCGAGCAAGAGCGAGACACAUCGGGGACAGAAGGGGCGGCAUCCCGCUCAACUGGGGAUAGCAAACAGGAUGUGGUCACUUUUGGCGGGAAAGGAUCAGAACCGGGAAAGUUUAAGUUCCUGCGCGGGGUUGUGGUGUCGCCUAGCAACGAGAUAUGUGUGGCUGAUAUGGGUAACAGUUGUACCGGGUACAGGAGAAAGUACGAUGCUGCCACGUGA